Coregonus sp. 'balchen' is the source of this 186-nucleotide messenger RNA. The record is from the annotation of a GenBank genome assembly. Lineage: Eukaryota; Metazoa; Chordata; Actinopteri; Salmoniformes; Salmonidae.
AUGGGCCCUGGGAGGCCCUUGCAGAAGCGCUAUGGCGGGUUCAUAGGCGUCCGGAAAUCUGCCCGCAAGUGGAACAACCAGAAACGCUUCAGUGACUUCCUGAAGCAGUACCUGGGCAUGAGCACCCGAGCCAACAAGUCCUACAACAGCAUCUCCGCUGACAUCACCCAACAGAACGAGGUGUAG